AACACUUUUUUUCCUAUAUAUAGGAGUAAUCUUAUUUUGCUUAUGAAAAAUAUUCCGAAUAUGUUCGUUAGUACAUUUUUUUUUAUCAGUCAGCUCAACGCCUUCUAGAUGUACUUUUGGGUUUACAACAGAUGGAGGCUUUUUACGAUUCUCUUUUUCGCCCGCCUCGCCGUGAUGACGUCAGCGCUGACGCGUUCAUUCAGCGUCGAGUCUUCAGAGCUGAGCUCUGCUGUCAUCAGUGAAAAACAAAGACAGAGUUUAUUGAAGGACAGUGAGAAGAUGAGUGAUCCAGAACCCUGCAGAAUUAAACAGGAAGAGACUGAAGAACUAAUAGAUGUGAUGGUGAAGGAGGAGAGCGAAGAACUGAGUGAAGAUGAGGAGAAACAUCAUGUCAAGACUGAAAAUGUUACUCGCACGAAGACUGAAGAUAGUUUUGUAAUGGAAAGAACAGCCGUGAAAUGUUUCACCUGCACCCAGUGUGGAAAGAGUUUCAGCCACGAAUGCUAUCUCAAGCGUCACAUGAUGAUCCACACUGGAGAGAAACCUUAUCAGUGUUCACACUGCGGCAAGAGAUUCAAUAAUCUAGGAAACCUGAGAACACAUGAGAUGGUCCACACUGGAGAGAAACCCUUCAAGUGUUCAUAUUGCAACAAGAGCUUCAAUUGUUCAGGAAACCUGAACAAACAUGAGAGGAUCCACACUGGAGAGAAAACACACAGAUGUGAUCAGUGCAGGAAAACAUUUUUGAGUUCUUCAGAUUUUAAUAAACAUCUUAGAGAUCAUACAAAGGAUAAGUCCUAUUCAUGUGCAGAGUGUGGAAAGAGUUUUACAAUAAUGUCCAGUUUAAAAAAACAUCAGAAGAUCCACAGUAGUGUGAGAGCGUUUGUGUGCUUUGGGUGUGAGAAGACUUUUAGUAGAGCUGAAGGUUUGAAGCUGCACCAGAGGAUUCACACUGGAGAGAGACCGUACAAGUGUUCACACUGCGACAAGACGUUCAGACGGUUACAAACAAUGGAAACACACAAGAGGACUCACACUGGAGAGAAACCGUUCACAUGUACUCAGUGUGGGAAGAGUUUCACCCAAUUAUCACACCAUAUAGGACACAUGAGGAUCCACACUGGGGAGAGACCGCACAAGUGUGAUCAGUGCGGGAAAACAUUUUCGAGGCCUUCAGAUCUGAAGAGACAUCUUCGACUUCAUACAAAGGAGAAGCCUUAUUCAUGUUCUGAGUGUGGAAAAAGCUUUUCUCAGCAAUUCCAUUUUAAAACGCAUCAGAAGAUCCACACUGGUGUGAGAGAGUUUGUGUGCUUUGCAUGCAAGAAGAAUUUUUUUACAUUAGCAGACUUGAAGAAGCACCAGAAGAUCCACACUGGAGAGAAACCGUAUGUGUGUUCACACUGCAACAAGAGAUUUACUCAUUCAGGACCUCUGAAAGCACACGUGAGGAUUCACACUGGGGAGAAACCGUACAAAUGCACUCAGUGUUGGAAGAGUUUUGCUCGAUCAUCAACCCUUAAUGAACACAUGAAGAUCCACACUGGAGUGAAAAAGCACAAAUGUGAUCGGUGCAGCAAAACAUUUUUCAGGCCUUACGAGCUUAAGAAGCACCUUGAUCUUCAUACUGAGCAGAAGCUUUAGUCCUGCAUUUAGAUCUGAGUGCUGCAUUCGAUACUAAAUGUCACAGUAUAUUGUUGGACAGACUUCACUAGUGGAUCUGUUUAUCCGGAACCGUGUUUACAUCGUAUCUUUCUGUGUGCCUUUGCGUCAGGGUGUCCCACAGGGAUCAGUUCUGGGUCCACUUUUAUUUAGUAUUUAUAUGCUUCCUCAUGGGGUGGCACGGUGACUCAGUGGCUGGCACUCACUACAAGGUCACUUGUUCGAGUUCUAGCUGUGCCAGUUGGCAUUUCUGUGUGGAGUUUGCAUGUUCAGGUGUGUUUGAUCAGGGUAGGAGCUUAACUCUGCAGGAAGGUAGAUCUCCAGGAACAGGGUUGAGCACUCCUGCCGUGAAGUGUAGGUCUUCAAUUCCUGGAGGGCCGCAGCUCUGCACAGGUUUGCUCUAGCCGUAAUCAAACACAGCUUAUCUAAAUAAUCAAGGUGUUCAAGAAAAGCUGCGUAGAUCUGUGGCCCUCAAGGAAUUAAGUUUGACACCUAUGCCCUAGAGUGGUGGUGUCCAGACUCGUAUCUUGGAGAGAUUAGCUCCAACUGUAAUCAAACAUACCUGAACCAGCUAAUCAAGCUCUUACUAGAUAUACUAGAAACAUUCGACCAGGUGUGUCGAAGCAAGUUGGAGCUAAACU
This is a messenger RNA of Danio rerio (zebrafish), 2300 nucleotides long. NCBI's taxonomy places the organism in Eukaryota, Metazoa, Chordata, Actinopteri, Cypriniformes, Danionidae. The record is from RefSeq and is a predicted model, not a curated record.